AUGCUUGAGCGAGAUGCUGCUACUGCUCCAAAUGUCGGCGAUAGUGUACCUUAUGUCAUUAUUAAAGCUGCAAAAGGUGCCAAGGCUUAUGAGAAGUCGGAGGAUCCUAUUUACGUGCUAGAAAAUAGUAUACCUAUAGACCCUCAAUACUACCUUGAAAAUCAAAUAAGCAAGCCACGUUUAAGAAUUUUUGAGCCCAUUUUGAAGAAUGCCAGUAAGGAACUUCUUCAAGGAAGUCACACAAGAUCUAUCUCCAUCUCAACUCCUUCAAACAGUGGCAUAAUGAAAUUUGCUAAGAAGCAACUUAGUUGCAUUGGCUGCAAGGCUCUAAUCAGCAAUUCUGAUCGAACUCUCUGUUCACAUUGCAAAGGAAGAGAAGCUGAACUCUAUUGCAAAACUGUAGCAAAUGUGUCCGACUUAGAGAAGCUUUUUGGGAGGCUGUGGACGCAAUGGACGCAAUGCCAGGAGUGUCAAGGUUCUCUUCAUCAGGAUGUGUUGUGAACUAGCCGGGACUGUCCGAUAUUUUACUGGAG
Camellia sinensis is the source of this 533-nucleotide messenger RNA. NCBI's taxonomy places the organism in Eukaryota, Viridiplantae, Streptophyta, Magnoliopsida, Ericales, Theaceae. The record is from RefSeq and is a predicted model, not a curated record.